This is a messenger RNA of Brienomyrus brachyistius, 1557 nucleotides long. RefSeq lists its product as uncharacterized. The record is from RefSeq and is a predicted model, not a curated record. Bases 1 to 1557 code for a protein of 518 amino acids. Lineage: Eukaryota; Metazoa; Chordata; Actinopteri; Osteoglossiformes; Mormyridae. The transcript has a single exon.
AUGUCCUACACCCAGACCCACUCCCACCACGUCCUCCACCCAGACGCCUACCCGCCACGUCCUACACCCAGACGCACUCCCGCCACGUCCUACACCCAGACGCACUCCCGCCACGUCCUACACCCAGACGCACUCCCGCCACGUCCUACACCCAGACUCCUUCCCGCCACGUCCUACACCCAGACGCACUCCCGCCACGUCCUACACCCAGACGCCCUCCCGCCACGUCCUACACCCAGACGCCUUCCUGCCACGUCCUACACCCAGACGCACUCCCGCCACGUCCUACACCCAGACGCACUCCCGCCACGUCCUACACCCAGACGCACUCCCGCCACGUCCUACACCCAGACUCCUUCCCGCCACGUCCUACACCCAGACGCACUCCCGCCACGUCCUACACCCAGACGCCCUCCCGCCACGUCCUACACCCAGACGCCUUCCCGCCACGUCCUCCACCCAGACGCCUUCCCGCCACGUCCUACACCCAGACGCCUUCCCGCCACGUCCUACACCCAGACGCCUUCCCGCCACAUCCUACACCCAGACGCACUCCCGCCACAUCCUACACCCAGACGCACUCCCGCCACAUCCUACACCCAGACGCCUCCCCCCCACGUCCUACACCCAGACGCCUUCCCGCCACAUCCUACACCCAGACGCACUCCCGCCACAUCCUACACCCAGACGCACUCCCGCCACAUCCUACACCCAGAUGCCUUCCCGCCACAUCCUACACCCAGACGCACUCCCGCCACAUCCUACACCCAGACGCACUCCCGCCACAUCCUACACCCAGACGCCCUCCCGCCACGUCCUACACCCAGACGCCUUCCCGCCACGUCCUACACCCAGACGCCUUCCCGCCACGUCCUACACCCAGACGCCUUCCCGCCACGUCCUCCACCCAGACGCCUUCCCGCCACGUCCUACACCCAGACGCCUUCCCGCCACGUCCUACACCCAGACGCCUUCCCGCCACAUCCUACACCCAGACGCACUCCCGCCACAUCCUACACCCAGACGCACUCCCGCCACAUCCUACACCCAGACGCACUCCCGCCACAUCCUACACCCAGACGCCUCCCCCCCACGUCCUACACCCAGACGCCUUCCCGCCACAUCCUACACCCAGACGCACUCCCGCCACAUCCUACACCCAGACGCACUCCCGCCACAUCCUACACCCAGACGCCUUCCCGCCACAUCCUACACCCAGACGCACUCCCGCCACGUCCUCCACCCAGACGCCUUCCCGCCACGUCCUACACCCAGACGCCUUCCCGCCACGUCCUCCACCCAGACGCCUUCCCGCCACGUCCUACACCCAGACGCCUUCCCGCCACAUCCUACACCCAGACGCACUCCCGCCACAUCCUACACCCAGACGCACUCCCGCCACAUCCUACACCCAGACGCCUUCCCGCCACAUCCUACACCCAGACGCACUCCCGCCACAUCCUACACCCAGACGCCUCCCCCCCACGUCCUACACCCAGACGCCUUCCCGCCACGUCCCACUACUUCCUACAGCCAGACACACAAGGUUACAGAUAG